This is a messenger RNA of Paramecium tetraurelia, 465 nucleotides long. RefSeq lists its product as uncharacterized. NCBI's taxonomy places the organism in Eukaryota, Ciliophora, Oligohymenophorea, Peniculida, Parameciidae. The transcript is spliced from 3 exons. The record is from RefSeq and is a predicted model, not a curated record. Gene Ontology annotation, biological process: sensory perception of light stimulus. Gene Ontology annotation, cellular component: cytoplasm.
AUGCAAAAGAAGAAAAGAGAGUUGACUCAAGGAGAAGUUUAGAAAAUAAAAGAUGGAUUCUAAAUUUAAAAAGUAAUUAUGAAAGACUCAGAAACUUAAUAAGUUUAUUGGGAUUCUACUUCUGAAAAUAUCACUCAAGAUAUUAUGGAUAUUACUUUGGAUCCUAAAAUAAUUACUUCAAAAGCUGCUACUCGAUCAAUCUAAUUUUCUACAAAGGAAAAAUUAUAAGACUUAAUAUUAAUUUAAGAUGCAUAUUUGCAUGAUCAGAAAAUUGAGCAUUUUGUAUUUAAAUUUGGUUUUGUUAUGCCUGAAACCGUGAACACUUGGGAUUCUACAAUUGUUAACAGACCACCUGAACAAAUGUUGCCCAAAGAAAUCUAAUCUGGCAAUUUAAUUGUUGAUAUCUAAAUGUUUGAAUAAGAUCACCUUAUCUUUAAUGUGAAAGUGAGAAUAUUUUAUUCAUGA